AUGUGGGUUCAUCAAUCUGUCGAGGUGCUUGACCCAGAGAGUCAGACCCAUGAUACGGGUUGUGUGGCUAAUGCUGGUGGUGACGUCAUGUUUACACCGUCUUACAACACGUCAGCAGACGCGAGUGACGCCACGUUGAGCCAGACUUACAACACGUCAGACAGACAAAUCCCAGACUUGUUGGGUGUGCCGGGCCCCAACCGUCAGGCUGCAGACACGGACCGGGGUUCGAUCCCACCCCAAGCCGUCACCGCCAGGUACAAUGGCAGCGUCGCCAUCUUGAGUCACCUUGACCUUGGCUCUGCUAGCCUGUCGUCUGCGGACAACAUCAGCAGCAGCGUCUGGUUCAAUCGGAGCUGUGAGGAGCACACGAAACCGAACGAUUCCAUUAAAAUCAUCGUUGAGCCAAUCUUCCUGUGUAUCGGCAUCCUGGGCAUCCUGCUGACCCUGUCCGUGCUGACCCGGAAGUUCAUGAGCAACUCGUGCAACUGUUACCUGACGGCGCUGGCUGUAGGGGACCUGAUGAUGUUGCUGGUCAUGUGCAGCAAGAACCUCAUGGAGCAGUACGCCGACUGUCGGAUAGCCAGCUCAGCUCACAUGGCGCUCUUUACGUCCUACUCGACUAUAGCCAUGGAGACCUUCCAGUACCUAACUGUUGGUGUGACCGUCAUGUUGGCCGUAGAGCGGUACUUGGCCAUCUGCCACCCGAUGCGGGCCAUGGGCAUGUGCACCAUCAAACGGGCCCGCAUCAUCAUCGCCAUCUUGUUCCUCAUCACCUUCACCGUGCUCUCCCCCAAGUUCCUUGACCUUCAGCUGACCAACGCCAAGGAACCAAUCACAGGCGAGACGCUGCUGACCAUCACGCAUGCGUACUACUACAACAACGCCCUCUACACCUAUAUUGUCACAGUGAGCCUCCUCACGGUGCUGCCCCUCCUUACCCUGCUCAUCCUUAACGGCCGCAUCAUCUACGAGAUCCGUCGCUCGUCUCGCUACCUACAGAACUACCUGGGCGUGGACUGCCAGGUGCGAUCUGUCGUCUCUAAUGAGGAGCUUAAGAUAACGAUGAUGCUAAUUAGUGUGGUCGUUGCCUUCUUCGUCUGUCACGUGCCUCAGAUGCUCUACAACGCCGUGACUGCAGUGACCGAGUUCGACUCCGAGUUCACCAGUUACGACGAGUGGACGUACAUCAAGCACGCCUGCCACUCUCUGCUGGCACUCAAGUCCACCUGCAACUUCGUGCUCUACUGCUGGUUCUCCGACAAGUUCUGGGUCACCUUCAAGCGGAACUGGUGCCGCUCCCGCUGCCGGACGGAGCACUCCAACUUCUGGCACCACCGCUCCAACAACAACGGCCACCACGGGCGCUGCUACAGCCACACCCACCCCUACCGGUCAUCGUUCUACGUCAGCAAGGAGACCACAUGCUAG
This is a messenger RNA of Physella acuta, 1431 nucleotides long. Its product is annotated as thyrotropin-releasing hormone receptor. Gene Ontology annotation, molecular function: G protein-coupled receptor activity. The record is from RefSeq and is a predicted model, not a curated record. Gene Ontology annotation, biological process: G protein-coupled receptor signaling pathway. Gene Ontology annotation, cellular component: membrane. Lineage: Eukaryota; Metazoa; Mollusca; Gastropoda; Physidae.